UUCUUCUUGUGCUCUUCUUGCUUCUUCUGCGAGUGAGAGAGGGCCGUCUCUCUGCUUUGUUUGCGCGCGCAUGAUGCACCGCAGACGCGGACACGGCGUGAGCGGCGCAAGACGUGUCCUUCAUCAGAGCAGUCGUGUGGCGCCAAGAGCUUGUCCCUGAGAAUAGCACGCCCAGCCAGCGGAGGGCAAUGUGAAGGCGUGAGAAUGGCGACUGGCGUGAACACGGACGCGAUGCGUCCAGCGCGAAUCACACGAGAACGUCGUCGCAGUGAUGCAAAAAGGCGCAAAAGAGGGCGCGGUCGAAUGAGGUGGGGUUGCUUAACCGAUGCGGCAAAAGAGAUCUUCCGGAAGUGUCUUGCUGCUGCUGCAAAUGAGCUGCUCCGCGGAUCGUGGCAGUCAAACAAUCAAAGCAGCUAUUUCGGCUUGACAGCUUGCAAACACUUUUCCGCGAUUUGUGAGGGCUGUGCUCAGAGCCUGGCGUGGCGUGGCGUGAAGCUAGGCUCGUCUGCGUUGAGGAGUGCAUUCAGUCGGACUGCGGCUGCUGAAAGAGACGCGCACAACAGCCAGCCAGCUUGUGCCAGUACUAUAGAGGGGGAAUCGCACGAGGGCCUCGUGGAUCUCUUUCUCUCUCUCGCCGCCCUGCUUCGCCUGCCUGCAUGCCUGCCUCUCUGGGAUUUCGCUCUUCCCAAAGCCAAAAGGGGGAGAUCUGCUCCCGCUUGACAAAUCCCCCCAACCAAAAAGGGCCUGCCUGCCUGCCUGCCUGCCCCCUUUUUGCAACCGCUCUCCGCGCGCAAGCAAACCAUGCUGUUGCUUCGUUCUGCAAUCACCACGAUGGCGUUCUGGGCAGUGCUGUCGCCCGCAGCUCGAGCAGUGCUAGCACCUACAGUCUACCGUGAGUGUUUCUUGCCCCUCGGAGUCGAGUCGAGCACGUCUCCUGUCCCGCGCGCCCCAAUCAGCUUCUCCACCCUUCUCGACGAGGAGUUGAUGAGAUAGACCUCGCGCUUUUGCGCCCUUCUUCUUCU
Messenger RNA from Ceraceosorus guamensis, 1022 nucleotides. RefSeq lists its product as hypothetical. NCBI's taxonomy places the organism in Eukaryota, Fungi, Basidiomycota, Exobasidiomycetes, Ceraceosorales, Ceraceosoraceae. The record is from RefSeq and is a predicted model, not a curated record. The transcript has a single exon. The coding region runs from base 205 to 720 and encodes 171 amino acids.